Molecule: messenger RNA, 315 nt
Organism: Trichoderma gamsii
Lineage: Eukaryota; Fungi; Ascomycota; Sordariomycetes; Hypocreales; Hypocreaceae
Exons: 2
Coding region: 1-315 (104 amino acids)
Source: RefSeq, a predicted model, not a curated record
AUGAAGCCUUCUUCAGGCAAGGGUCAAGGAAAGGGCCAGGGCCAAGGCAAAGGCAAGGGCGGCAACAACAACAACAACAACAAGAACGGCCUUGGUGAUGCUAUCGGCGGCGCUCUCGCUCAGCUCGGCCUGGAUGGCGUCCUCAAUGUUGGCAAGAUCAACAGCCUCAGCGGCGCUCAACAGAUCCAGCUGCUCUCUCAAAUCACCACCAUCCAGACACUGGCUGACUUGUCAAUGGUCAACUCCAAGCAAGUCGCCGGCGCGCUGAACCAGGGCUUCAAGAGCAGCGGUCUCAAUGUUGUCAUCAACGGUUAA